UGACUGACAAACGUUUGACUCGAACCAAAUCAUGGAUCGUUCGCUACUCAUAUUAUACGGUUCUGAGACGGGAUCUGCGCAGGAUGUGGCUGAGAAUAUCGGACGACAAGCUCGCCGACGUCGAUUUCGCAUAAGAGUGCUUGCGAUGGACGAUUAUGACAAAUUGCAACUUGUAAACGAAAAGCUAGUGAUUUUUGUAUGCUCUACGUCUGGCCAAGGCGACGAACCCGCCAAUAUGAAAAAAUUCUGGCGGUUCUUACUCAGAAAGAAUCUGCCUCACGAUAUCCUGAGUCAUUUAGACUGUGCUGUAUUUGGCUUAGGAGAUUCAUCGUAUCGCAAAUUUAAUUACCCGUCCAAGAAAUUGUACAAGCGACUCACACAAUUGGGCGCCAAUAUGCUUUGUGAGCGAGGCGAUGGUGAUGAUCAGCACUACCAGGGAGUUGAUGGAGGGUUAAGUCCUUGGUUAAAGGACCUUUGGCAAAACAUUAUGAGGAAGUACCCGUUGCCCAUGGGUACAGAAUUGAUACCGGACGAUGUAUUGUUACCACCUUCUGUUCGCAUAGAAUUUUUAUCAGGCGACGGGAAGGACAGAAUGGCUUCAUUUGUGCAACAACAAAGAGAACCAGGAGAAUACGAUCUGAUUGUCAAACAAAACCAGCGAAUAACGGCAGAAGAUCAUUUUCAAGAUGUGCGACACGUUAUUCUUUCUGAUCCAUCCGAGCAGCUUGCGUAUGAACCAGGAGAUGUCGCGGUUAUCACACCCAGGAAUAUUCCCCAAGACGUAGAUGCUUUCCUGGAGCUGAUGGGAUGGACAGAGUAUGCCGAUCGUCACUUGCAGCUGCAUCCUGCUCAAGACCACCAGAUUCCGACUCAUUGGCCGUCGGUGAUGACUUUUCGCGAUCUUUUUGUGAACUGUCUCGACAUUUUUGGAGUACCACGACGAUCUUUCUUUGAAAUGCUGGCAUAUUUUACCAAAGACGAGAAUCACACCGAGAGAUUACGCGAAUUUAACACUCCAGAAGGAUUGGAUGAUAUGUGGGCUUAUUGCCAGCGACCUCGACGAACCAUCGCCGAAGUGCUAUUUGAUUUCAAGCCAGUGGAUAUCCCUUUCGAUUAUAUGCUUGACCUUUUCCCUCCUCUGCAACCACGUUCGUUCUCAAUCGCUUCAAGUCUCAAGGCUCAUCCGAAUGAAAUUCAUCUUUGUGUUGCCAUUGUCAAAUAUAAAACCGUGCUUCGAAGGAUUCGUCGUGGUGUUUUGACAAAGUGGUUGUCCAGUUUACAGCCCGAAGAUACAAUUGAGCGUAUACGCAUCGCCAAAGGCACCAUGAAACUUCCUCCCUCUUCCGACAUACCAUUGAUUGCGAUCGGUCCAGGCACCGGUAUUGCGCCCAUGCGAUCAUUUAUAGAAGAGCGAAUUAAGAAUAACGCCAAGGACAACGUUUUGUUCUUUGGAUGUCGCUAUAGAGAUAAAGAUUAUCAUUACAGGGAAGAAUGGGAAAAGUAUGUAGCAGAUGGAUCGCUUACGGUAUUUACAGCGUUUUCCCGAGAUCAGGAGGAAAAACUAUAUGUCCAGGACCGUAUCCGCGAGAAUGCAUCAUUGGUGUGGUAUUUGAUCGAUAAAUGUCAAGCCAAAGUGAUAUUGUCAGGUUCGGCCGAUAAAAUGCCGAAAGAGGUUGCUUACGCAUUCAAACAAGUAUUCAUGUCGCAAGGGGGACUUGAUGCAGCAGCAGCAGAGGAGUAUUUUGACAAGAUGAGCAAAACAGGACAGUAUCAAGAAGAAUGUUGGUCAUAAUAAUAGCUAUAUGAAUUUUUGUACAAAAAGAUAAAUACAAAUCAUGGAGCCUCUAGAAUCGAUAACGUGCUCGUCGGGCACAGAUGAGAAACUCUUUAGGUUCAGUUGUUGUAUCGUGGUACCCCAAGGGACCAAUGUCGCAAUCGGCACACGAUAAGUAUUUGACCGGUCCUACUGCUUUUGAGAAGCCGACGUUUUCGAAAUCCAUCAUAUUCGUUACUCGCCAAAAGUGAAUUUCGUUGGCGUCAUCUGCCAAGGGACCGACGUUAUCUGGCAGAACAUUAUCAGGCAAAGAUAA
This is a messenger RNA of Radiomyces spectabilis, 2090 nucleotides long. RefSeq lists its product as uncharacterized. The transcript has 13 exons. Gene Ontology annotation, cellular component: cytosol. The record is from RefSeq and is a predicted model, not a curated record. The coding region runs from base 32 to 1792 and encodes 586 amino acids. NCBI's taxonomy places the organism in Eukaryota, Fungi, Mucoromycota, Mucoromycetes, Mucorales, Radiomycetaceae. Gene Ontology annotation, molecular function: NADPH-hemoprotein reductase activity; flavin adenine dinucleotide binding; FMN binding.